CGACAGGACCCGGAGGACGAGGAGGGAGAGCGCAGGCAGCGAGGAAAGGAGGAUCCCGGCAGGUGACAAGCAUGAAAUUCAGCCCAGCGCACUACCUGCUGCCUCUCCUGCCGGCGCUGGUCCUCAGCACCAGACAGGACUCUGGAGAGCUAGAAAAGCAGCUGAAGCAAGUCUUGAAGGAGCGGAGCACCAUCCUCCGCCAGCUGACAAAAACAUCAAGAGAACUUGAUGGAAUUAAAGUCAACCUUCAGAAUUUGAAAAACGAUGAGAAAUCUGCCAAAACUGAUGUUCAGAAGCUUCUGGAAAUAGGUCAGAAACAAAGAGAACAAAUGAAGUCUCUCCAGGAGGCCCUGGAAAAUCAGCUUAAAGAGACAACUGAGAAAGCAGAAAAACAGCAGGCUACUAUUGCUUUUUUAAAGACUGAAAUGGAGAGAAAGAACAAAAUGAUCCGAGAUCUCCAAAGUGAGAAUAAAAGCUUGAAACACAAACUCUUGUCAGGAAACAAGCUAUGUGGAAUACAUGCAGAAGAGUCAAAAAAAAUCCAAGCCCAGCUGAAGGAGCUUCGUUAUGGGAAGAAGGAUUUAUUAUUUAAGGCCCAACAGCUUACUGAUCUGGAACGAAAAUUAGCUGUAGCGAAAAAUGAACUGGAGAAAGCAGCUCUUGACCGGGCGUCGCAGCUGAAAGCAAUGAAAGAGACGGUACAACUCUGCCUCUCAGCUGUUUUCCAUGAUCAACCUCCUCCCCCUUUGAAUCUCUUCAAGCCUAGUCCAACUCGGAUAUCAAUUCCAUCCAUGCCAAAUGACACUAAGAUUGCAGAUGCAAGGACAAGAAGCAAGGAUCAACAAACCACUUCUGAAGCCCAUGAGAGCUCUCAAGUUGAGACUACAAAGGAAGAAUAUCUGAGUACCCCUGAGUGCGAUACUCAAAUUCUUUUACAGGGGAGCACGACCUGUUCAAUGAAGCACAAAGAAAAUCCUGCAAGCAAUGACACUGCAGAAUCAGAACCUGUCCCACAGAAUGUGAUGGUGCCUCCUUGUACUGAAUGCGAAGAGGAAAAAAACCCGGGAAAACAAUUGACCAGCACUGAAGGGAAGGAAAAUAGAGAAAAAAAAUGACUGUAAAUACCAAGAAACUGUGUUAAAAAACAUCCAUUUGCUAUUGUCUUCAUACUCUUUUUAGACCACAAGCUUGAUGGAAAUACUAAGUUUUUAAAGCAUGCAACUUUUUCACAAUUUUAUGUACCUUUAUAUAGUAGUCUACAAAUUUUCCAAAAGAUUCCAGGCCAAUUAUGAUCCUUAAGCAAUAACCUAAUUAAAAUGGAUAUCCAGGCUUCCCUGGUGGCGCAGUGGUUGAGAGUCCGCCUGCCGAUGCAGGGGACGUGGGUUCGUGCCCUGGUCCGGGAAGAUCCCACAUGCCGCGGAGCGGCUAGGCCCGUGAGCCAUGGCCACUGAGCCUGCACGUCCGGAGCCUGUGCUCCGCAACGGGAGAGGCCACAACAGUGAGCGGCCCGCAUACCGCAAAAAAAAAAAAGGAUAUCCACAGUCAUACAUCAUCAGUCAUCAGUAAAUUGCCCAGUAUAAAUUGGUCUUUUUUGAACUCAAAUGCAAUAUAACAUUUAAGUCUUCUGGUUCAUUUGGGUAUCCAGUACUUCCAUGAUCUUGUUUUUUAAAUCAGCUGGAGAAUGAUUAAAUGUGGAUCCUCAGCAUUCUUGGAAUCCAAAUUGAAACGAUAUCAUAAAGAUUUUGGUCCAUGCUGGUUAAUUGGAGCCACUCUCCUCAAGGUUGGAAUCUGUACUGAUCCUAAUAUAUUAUUUAUUUGAGUGUGUUCAUUGCUAUUCUCAUUACUAUUUAGAACCAUGUCUAAAUAAUAUCAAGGCAAUUCCGUCAGGGGUUUAGUCAAUUAACAAAAUUCUUUAAAUAUGUUUAGUAUGAUGUAGACAAAAUAUCAAGGAAGAAUGACUAAAUUUCUGACACAAUUGAUUAGAUUUUUGGCAUUCUAUAGACACACCCCUAUGGUUGUCAGCUGGAAUUACUUCAAGCUAUAAAUCAAGCUGUUUGAAAUGCUCAGUGUGAUUUUUGGUAUGAAAUUGGGUAAUGGGAUGUGGGAUGGGAAGAGAGGUCCAAAAUACAAAUAUGCAAGCAGAUAAUAUACAUUUUAAAAUGAGGAUUUGAUGAAAGUAAAAUAGCCAUGUAGAACUAAUGAACCCCAAUUUGUAUAUUUUGAAAACAAAUGUAUUAUUAAAACAAGUCAGUGGCUGUGGGAACCUGUGACAUUGGGACUGUACAUAGGAAUACCAUUGAUCAAAUAAAUUCACUCUUGGAUACUCUGAACAUACCUCAUAAGCAAGAGUAAUUGACACUGAUUGAAACGAUGGGUAUAGCAUCAAACUUAUAGACUAAAAUUAAUUGGUUAAAUGAAGCAGUUAGUUUGUCUGCACCAAAUCUAUUCACUUCUGCUGGUUAGACCCAUUUUGUAGAAAGCAUAUAAAACCAUUGUUUCUAUAGACUAGAUCUGCCAAGCCACAAUUAAUUUGGAGCACAGUAUCCUGACAUGAUCUGUAAUUAAUAGAUGAACUUAAAUUCUGGGAUAUGGUGGCACAACUUUGACCACAAUGACAUAUUCAAAGAAAUUUAGUGAUCUGGAGAAAUGCCAAACUAUCAUUAACAGUAAAAGUGAUACUGUGAUAUAUUCAUGUAGCAAUUGUACUUGCUGAGUAAUUCUGUGUCACUUAUCAGUAUUUUUCAGAUUACAGGCUACCUAAGAAAGAGAACUAGUUUUAUAGAUGAUUUAGAGGGUUUUUGGGUAAAAUGACCAGGACAAAAGAAAAGAUCAAGGUCUGAAGCUCCUGCUGACUCCUCAGCUCUAAAAAUCAUUUAAUUCGAUGAGAUGGAAUAUUGCUAAUUUCCCAGGUCCUAUUCCUUGUAAUUUCCAUAUUGUACCCAGAAACCCUAACCAACUCUAAAGAUUUAUGAAAGGGAAGCAGAUAAUUUAGUUUAAUUUAGGUUUACUCUCCUACCUCCACCCAUGACUCCAACUUCCCUCCCAGACCAUAUGGAGCCUAUGGAAAGUUAAUCACCAUUUCACCUUAGCAAAGUAUGUCUUGAGGAAUCUUUGGAAAUAAUAAAAAUAGAGUCAGGCUGAUAUUUUUCCGAAAAUUUUAGAUGAAAUGAUGAAAGAGAAUUUGGCUUAAUCAAAUUUGAACAGCUUCAUCUGUAAAUUAUUUUUUUCUAUACUCUAAAUUCCUGUUCUACUACAUGAUAAUAUAAUCAAUUUUCUUCUCUUAAAUACUGGCAUGAUCAAGUGGGCUUUGAAUGAAUAUAAUGUACACAUUUUUCUUUAACAAUAGAUAGCAUUAUGCAUCCUGCAGAGUUUACCGUGGUAUAUUCACUGCAUUAUUUGUUUAAAAACAAAAAUAAUUUGUAAUAGAAGAGCUUUAUAAAUAUUUUUAAGAAAUAUUCUGGGAGUUCCUUUGAACAGUUAAUCACAGAAUUCUUUUUAGUUUGUACUAUGACUUGAGUUUAAUGAAUGCAUUUUAUUUCUCUCAAUCCAUUAAUUGCUGAGGUUUAAAAUGCUUUACAAACGUGUGGCUUUUGUCCGUAAGAAAGGUGCCAUUUCUUAUUAUUUCUUUUAAUUAGCUCCUAUAUAAAUAGAUGUUGUUUUUGAGGAGUUAACAUUCAUAGCCUAACUAUCCUCAUGUGGAAAAAAAAAAUUAAGCAAAAUGUUGAAUGUAGAUAGUACAGUUCUAUUAUGUACUUGUAACAGUAAGCAGUGAAGAAUUACUUAUGCUUUGUAGAAUAUGAACGAUUCCUACUGAGAAACAAACACACUUUCCAGUGGAAUAACUUAUUUUAAUAUGAGUACUACCAGAACUAACAAUUUAUUUCUCUCUAUUAUUUUGAAGUACUGAUAUAUUCAUUCUAAGUUGGGAAUUGGUUUUGGACUUUGUGUUUCCUUUUAUAUGCAUUAAUAUGCAUAAACUAUGUAAACUAGUGCCUAAAAUGUGUAAGACCUAUAUUAAUUUAAAGCUGACUGUGUCUAUCCCAUGCCAACAUUCUCAGAUGAAAAGUGAAAAACUGAGUAACUCAGCUGGAUGUGUUUUUCUGUGUGAUCUCAAAUCUCUGAAUACUGAAUAUCUAUGGCUAACUAAUUUGUUUUUCAUUCUUUAGUCAUAUAUUUAGCAUUAAAGUGCUAUUUGAGAGGCAUUUCUGUUUCAUACAGUAUACUGGAUUAGAAGUCUGAGACAGUUGUAUGUGAAGGAGACAUUUACUGCUUUAGAUGGACAGUGUGGAUAGCUGGAUUAAAAUAAUAUUUGUGAACUUCGCUAUAAUGGAAUCUUUUAUUUUUGCAGCUCAGGUACUGUAAUUAGCGCUACUUGAAGUAGAAGUUGAAAUUAUCAGUGACACCAGAGAGUAGGGUAAACUGGUCAGACAUAGAGAGUAAUGACAACAUACACUUGUUUACUUAGGGGACAUUUUCUUAGUCAUAUAUACAGUCUUAAAUUUCCCCAAACUAUUUGUUCAUCUCGGUUACAUUAUAUAAUAUCGAUGGUCAAGUGGUGAAGAAUAAAAGGUACUGAAAAAUGGCCUAUUUUUGCUCAAUAAAGGUUUGUUUCCAAGACU
Molecule: messenger RNA, 4619 nt
Organism: Orcinus orca (killer whale)
Lineage: Eukaryota; Metazoa; Chordata; Mammalia; Artiodactyla; Delphinidae
Gene: LUZP2
Product: leucine zipper protein 2
Exons: 12
Coding region: 72-1115 (347 amino acids)
Source: RefSeq, a predicted model, not a curated record